AGCUCCAGAGAGUCCCGCCCACUCGGCCGCGGAACUGGGGGCCGGUGUCAGGAUCCGACGCGGAGCCGGGACCAGAGGCAUGGGGCCCCGGGUGUGGCUAGUGCGCAUGGGCCGGCUACCCUACGCCGAGGCGUUGGCCCUGCAGGAGCGCUGGCUCCGGCGGCUGCAGGGGGCGCGGGGGCCCGGCGCCGAGGCGGGCGCGCUGCUGCUCGGGGAGCCCGCGGGGCCCGCCUACACGGCCGGCCUGCGGGGCGGACUGGAGCCCGGAGAGGAGGCGCGGCUGCGGGCGCUGGGCGCUGACGUACGGCGCACGGGCCGCGGUGGCCUAGCCACCUUCCAUGGGCCUGGCCAGCUACUGGCCCACCCGGUGCUGGACCUGCGGCCCCUGGGCCUCCGCCUGCGGACGCACGUGGCGGCGCUGGAGGCCUGCGCCGUGGGCCUGUGCCGCCGCCUGGGUCUCCAGGCUAGUUCCCGGCCCCCGCCCUACACCGGCGUCUGGCUGGGGGAGCGCAAAAUCUGUGCUAUCGGGGUUCGAUGUGGAAGGCAUAUCACAUCCCACGGGCUGGCUCUGAACUGCACCACAGAUUUGACAUGGUUUGAACACAUCAUACCCUGUGGCCUGGUGGGAACAGGAGUCACUUCCCUCAGUAAAGAACUCCAGAGACGGGUCACCGUGGAGGAGGCCACAGACCCCUUCCUGGAGGCCUUUGAAGAGGCCUUCCAGUGCACACUGACAUUGCAUGAGGAGGACAGAGAUUGACAGUGUAAGAUUAUAUAUAUUUUUUGAACAUCCGUGACAGCUUACAAUGGUUGAAGAUUGGGGUAGACAGGUUACUUUGUUAUGUGCCUGUGGGAGUAGCAGUAAUAGUGGCAAUGCUCAAGCUGUACCAUGGUGGUUGAGAAACUAACCUCAGCAAAUGGAAUGAAGAUCAUGAUUCUAGCAAUGAGGGAGGAGAUCACACAGUUAAACCAAAAGGUUGCAGACUUGACUGAGGAAAAGGAAAACAACAAAGCAAAUCAUACACAAAAAGACAAUGCAGAAAAUGUAGCAACGCAAGAGAAAACAGAUGGGGCCGAAGGAGCUCUGCCAAUCCUGCCUCUUAGAGAUCAUGCCACCUUACAGGGGGACACAGCCAUACUCCAUAUUAAAAUGCAUAAACCCCUUACAACAAGGGACCUUGAAAGCCUAAAAAAGCGUAUGCCAAAAUGGUAUGUGAACCCUUCCUGGACAACCAGGAUUCAAGCAAGUAAUCUGCUUGUAUGACCUCACCUUUUCAGACAUCAAAAUCCUUUUAUCUGAACUUUUCACCCCAAGAGAGGAGGACCAAUUCAUUCAAGAAAUCAGAACAAACCCGAAUCUACCAUCUCAGCCGAGCAAUGGCAAGACUUAGAGUUAUCAAAUAACCAAAUCCUGUCAUAUUUAUGGAGGGCACGAGAAGAUCUAAUUGAGGCACUAUUUUAACAACAGAACAUUCCCAGGGACCAGCCCCAGGAACCCAGCAUCCAUCAAAUGUUGGCCAGGCCUGGAGAUGGCCCAGGCAUGGACAGAGAUUGUUUGUAACCAGCACUGGACUUGGGAGUCAAAAGUUCAGAUCUGGACACUGACAUUUAAUCAGCCAUGUUGCCUCAGACAAGACACUUCCUCUCUUUGGGCCUCAGUUUCCCCAUCUGUAAAAUAGGGGAUGGUCACAUGUGCACAAUCUACCUCACAAGGCUGUUGUGAGGGAAUGGUUUAAUUUCGGGGGAGGGAUGAGGAGAUAGGGGUUGAUAAUUUCUGUAUGUGUGCCUCUGAGCCUUUGUGUGGAUAAUAACAGUUGUACUACCUACCUCACCAGAUUAUCAUGAAAAGAGUUCUUUGUAAGUCUUAAAGGGCUAUAAAAAUGAGGUAAUAUAUUUUAAAACCUUAAUUAAAAUUAUGUAAAAAUGA
This is a messenger RNA of Monodelphis domestica (gray short-tailed opossum), 1927 nucleotides long. RefSeq names its product lipoyl(octanoyl) transferase 2 (gene LIPT2). NCBI's taxonomy places the organism in Eukaryota, Metazoa, Chordata, Mammalia, Didelphimorphia, Didelphidae. The record is from RefSeq and is a predicted model, not a curated record. Gene Ontology annotation, molecular function: lipoyl(octanoyl) transferase activity. Gene Ontology annotation, biological process: protein lipoylation.